This is a messenger RNA of Chaetomium globosum CBS 148.51, 1545 nucleotides long. RefSeq lists its product as uncharacterized. Bases 1 to 1545 code for a protein of 514 amino acids. Lineage: Eukaryota; Fungi; Ascomycota; Sordariomycetes; Sordariales; Chaetomiaceae. Gene Ontology annotation, cellular component: cytosol. Gene Ontology annotation, biological process: spermidine biosynthetic process; spermine biosynthetic process. The record is from RefSeq and is a predicted model, not a curated record. Gene Ontology annotation, molecular function: adenosylmethionine decarboxylase activity. The transcript has a single exon.
AUGGUCAACCUUGAGAUCCCCGACAACUAUACGUUCUCCCCUGCUCCCGGGAGCCUCCAGUUGACAAUCAACCACGAUAUCGCCGCCGAUCUCGACUCGACCAAUGCCUUCGAGGGUCCCGAGAAGCUCCUCGAGGUCUGGUUCGCCCCGAGCCCGACCGCGCUCCCCCCAACCGCCAGGGACAAUGGGUUAAAGGGUGUGAGCCCGUCGACUUGGGAGGGCAUGCUUGACAUGGUCAACUGCAAGGUCCUCUCGAUCGUCAAGUCGGACCACGUUGACGCGUACCUCCUCUCCGAGUCCAGCAUGUUCGUCUUCCCGCACAAACUCAUUCUUAAGACGUGCGGCACGACCACGUUGCUACUGGGCCUGCGUCGCCUUUUGCGUAUCGCUGCUGUGGAUGCUGGUUUCCCUUUCCACAACGCGGCUUCGACUGAGGACAUCAAUGUCGCUGCCACCCCGCACCGCGUCUUUUACAGCCGCAAGAACUUCCUCUUCCCCGACCGCCAGCAGGGUCCCCACACGAGCUGGAAGGAAGAGGUCAAGUUCCUGGACGAUACGUUCGAGAACGGCAGCGCCUACAUGGUUGGAAGGAUGAACGCCGAUCAUUGGUAUCUGUACAUGACGACCCCCACCAGUUCCGCCUUGACACCGCCUUUGACCCCACGCUCGAGCAACACCAGCAGCCCGACUCGCACCCGCAAGAUCCCGACCGGCAUUGUGCCGCAUGUGUCCGGAGCUGGUGAUGCCCCCGCCGAUGAGACCCUAGAGGUCCUGAUGAUGGAUCUUGAUCCUGAGCUUGCGAAGCAGUUCUACCUGGAGCAGGCGAGUGCGGUCGCUAGCAAGCAGGUGCCUGCCCAGGCUCAGGAGGCCCGUCGUGCCGCCCUCGGUAGCCUGGGAGACAUCGAUUCGACUGUCGAUGUUUUCGAGAAUUGCGGAGAGUCUGACCUCGCGGGAGGUCAGGGCGCCGAGAUCGAUGUGACUGCCGGCGAGGCCAUGACCACCGAGGGCCAUGCUCUUGGCACCGUCGUUUCCGACACUUGCGGCCUUGCUCAGGUGUAUCCUACCUCGCACUACCCGGAUGCGCGCAUCGAUGCCUACCUGUUUUCGCCCUGCGGCUAUUCGGCCAACGGCGUCGUUCCUGCUCCCGACGCCGGCGCAGAGGCGAACGACAACAAGCCUGCGCAUUACUGGACGGUCCAUGUGACGCCGGAGCCGAUUUGCUCGUAUGCGUCAUUCGAGACCAACGUCCCGAGCGGCCAGAACGGACGCCGAACCUCGGACACCAUCCAGCAUGUUGUGGAUAUUUUCAAGCCCGGCCGCUUCACCGUGACCUUUUUUGAAACGAAGAAUAAGACGGCGGAUGAUGAGGCUGUCCCUCAACCGGCUGCCAGGGCCGGUGUUGACAAGCGAAUGGACGGCAUCAAGGGAUACCGCCGCAUGGAUCGCAUCAUCCACGAGUUUGACGACUAUCAUCUCGUUUUUCGCUAUUUUGAACGUGAGGGAUGGGCCGGUGAUAAGAGCGCCAGGGUGGGCGAGGACUAUUAG